Messenger RNA from Hippopotamus amphibius kiboko, 1512 nucleotides. RefSeq names its product SH3 domain binding kinase family member 3 (gene SBK3). The transcript is spliced from 4 exons. Lineage: Eukaryota; Metazoa; Chordata; Mammalia; Artiodactyla; Hippopotamidae. The record is from RefSeq and is a predicted model, not a curated record. Bases 1 to 1089 code for a protein of 362 amino acids. Gene Ontology annotation, biological process: protein phosphorylation. Gene Ontology annotation, molecular function: protein serine/threonine kinase activity; ATP binding.
AUGGCACUCAGGGACCCCGAGAAGCAGGCGGAUGGGGACCCGGAGGAGGACACAGCCACGGCCCUCCAGAGGCUCGUGGAGCUGACGGCCACCAGGGUGACCCCAGUGAGGACUCUGCGUGUCCAGUAUCGCCUCAUCCAAAAGCUGGGCUCCGGCUCCUACGGCCACGUGCUCCUUGCCCGGCCUCGCCAAGGGGGUCCGGCUGUGGCUCUGAAGCUCUUACCUCGGGACUCGGUCCUGAGAACCACCUUCCUGAGAGAGUUCUGUGUGGGCCGCUGUGUCUCAUCACAUCCAGGCCUGCUCCAGACUCUGGCGGGACCCCUGGAGACCCCCCGACACUUCGCCUUUGCCCAGGAGUAUGCGCCCUGUGGGGAUCUCAGCGGGAUGCUGCAGGAACGGGGCCUCCCAGAGCUGCUGGUGAAGCGGGUGGUGGCCCAGCUGGCUGGAGCCCUGGACUUCCUCCACAGCCGGGGGCUGGUCCACGCGGACGUCAAGCCAGACAACGUGCUGGUCUUUGACCCUGUCUGCAGCCGUGUGGCCCUGGGUGACCUGGGUCUGACCCGGCCUGAGGGCAGUCCAACCCCUGCCCCCCCAGGGCCACUGCCCUCCGCCCCACCCGAGCUCUGCCUCCUGCUACCCCCUGCCACCCUGCCACUGCGCCCAGCAGUGGACUCCUGGGGGCUGGGGGUGCUUCUCUUCUGCGCGGCCACUGCCUGUUUCCCUUGGGACGUGGCGCUGGCCCCUGACCCCGAGUUCGAGGCCUUUGCUGGCUGGAUGACCAGCAGGCCCCAGCCGCCUCAACCACCCCCUCCUUGGGACCAGUUCGCGCCCCCGGCUCUGGCACUGCUCCAGGGGCUUCUGGACCUGAAUCAUGAGACCAGAAGCGCCCCACUGGCUGUCCUGGAUUUCCUGGGGGAUGACUGGGGGUUAAAGGGGAACAAAGAGAGACCUGGGGGCUUGGGGAAUACGUCCAGCGAAGAUAGGGAGGGGGAGGAGGAGGGGGGAGCAAGCCUGGAAGAGUGGUCCGAGGAGGAGGAGGACCAUGACAAAGGUGGCGGGAGGAUGGGGACAGAUGGGGGAGAGCCCUGACCAGGUGCCUGGGACAGGUGGCUGGAGCCUGGGCCAACGGCCCCUCCCCCAGCCCCCAUGGCCACCUGGAUGGAGAGACAGCUGCUUCCGGGAGGACAGAGAUGGAACACAUUACAUCUCUCCCAGCUGAAGGCUGGACUUAGGUUCACAAUUCCCCUCUCAACUGAGGUCCUGGGAGUCCCGAACCCCCAGUACCUCCUCCCUCAGACCUAGGGGUCCAAAGCCCGACCUCUCCUUCAGACCCAGGAAUUCAGACCCCCAACUCCUCCUCCCUCAGACCCAGUGGUCUUAGCCCCCUUCUCUCUCAAGGACCCUUCCUUUCCCUUCUGUCCAGGACAUGUCUUCUUGAAGGAAGGUUCUAUUACCCCUGUAGAUGCAUUUCUGCCCUGUGGGGACACGUUGGGUGUUUAUGGACUUCUGAUA